GGAUGCAUUAUCUAAAUACAAAAACAUCCACCUUGGGCCAUGUCCAUAAACUUUCUCCGAGUAGAGGGACUGUUGCACAAUUUUCUAAUUUCAGCAUAGGCUACUAUCAAGGAUAGUCUGUCACUUCUACUCUGGCGCUCUGUCAUCCCCCCUCUCUGAUUUGUUUGGGUUGCAGUGUCAAACGCCAUGGACGUCUUUAACCGUGUGAAAGAAUUUGCGGAGGAGAAUACAACUUGGCUCGCAAUUGUCCUCGUUACUGGAACUGGCCUUAUCACGCUCCGCAGAUGGAUGGCUGGUGGCGUAUGCCGCAGCAAAGCCCGACUAGACGGCAAAACAGCACUGAUCACCGGAGCGAAUACAGGGAUAGGGAAAGAGACAGCUGUGGACUUGGCCGCCAGAGGUGCGAGGGUGAUCCUGGCGUGUAGAGAUAUGGGCCGGGCGAACCCAGCUGCGGAUGAGAUCCGGAAACGGAGCGGGAAUGGGAACGUGGUGGUGAAGCAGUUGAACCUGUCUUCCUUGCAGUCAGUGCGCGCGCUAGCCGCUGAUGUGAUGGCCACCGAGGAGCGUCUGGAUAUUCUCAUCAACAAUGCAGGGAUCAUGAUGUGUCCAAAAUGGGAGACAGAGGACGGCUUUGAGAUGCAGUUUGGGGUGAACCACCUGGGUCACUUUCUUCUGACCAACAGUCUGCUGGACCUGCUGAAGAAGUCGGUCCCCAGCCGAGUGGUCAACGUGUCCAGCCUGGCCCAUGAGAAAGGAAAAAUUCACUUUGAUGACAUUAAUUUGGAUAAAGAUUAUGACCCUAUGAAGAGCUACAGGCAGAGCAAGCUGGCCAAUGUGCUCUUCAGCCGAGAGCUAGCAAAGAGACUGGAGGGCACAGGUGUGACCGUGUACAGCCUCCACCCAGGUGUGAUCCGCACUGAGCUGGGACGCCACCUGUGGCCCACUAUCGCUCUUUGGAAACGGCUGUUCUUUCAGCCCCUCAUGCUGCUCAUCAAGUCUCCGUGGGAGGGAGCGCAGACCACCAUCUCCUGUGCCGUGGACGAGAGCCUGGAGAACACCAGUGGCCUCUACUACAGUGACUGUGCCCCUAAGCAGGCAGCACCCCAGGCGUGUGAUGAUGCUGCUGCUAAGAAACUCUGGGACAUCAGUGCCUCCAUGGUGGGACUGGCCUAAGACAAGAAACUCAAUCUUUAACACACACACACACACACACACACACACACACACACACACACAUACAUAUGUAUACUUCCCCCUGCAUUUCUCAGAAACACAAACAUGUGUACAUACAUAUUUAUAUCUUUUCUUUAUUUUGCUGUGAUCCAAACAGAAUUUCCAUGUCAUGAAGACAUGCAUGUUAUUACUAGUGUAUGUAGAAUUUCUUUUAAACAGUAAGUCACAUUCAAAUAGUUCUGCAGUAGCAUUGUAAGUGCAGUAGUGUAUCCUGCAAGACCAGAAAGUAAUUCCCUUUUACCUGAUACCUGUUUUACAAUUGCAUCUACUCAGAUAAGUACAGUACCUCAGCAUUGUCCUACAGUACUACCUUAGCAUUGCCCAUCUCAACAAAGCACCAUAAUGUCCCUUUACUACCAGCUUCUUCAGCCAGGUUAGAUGAAAGUGCCCAGUCUCUCGAUAUUAUUAUCUACAUGAAGCCUUAAUUCUUGCACUUUAAAUAAGCUAUGUGGAAUUUUGAAGGAUUCUAUUUGUCUUGAAUGUAGCCAGACAGUAGGCUGGGUGAACCCUGCCUGACCUGCCGGCGAAUUUGGAUUUCGCCCCGGCAGCUCAGGCUGGAAACCUGCACAUCUGUCUCCCCUGCUUCCUGUCCACAACCUUUGGGUCCAAUCACAAACUAGCUAUUAUCCAAAAGACACACCGGAUCGUUGGUCUGAUUGGUUGAAGGACUAUCCAAGCGUACAGAGUCAUUUGAACAAUGCUGCCCAUUGAUCACACCUCUUGUGCAGUAGAAAUAAAGUGCAGACUCCCCAUACUAAUGUUCAAUCUGCUCAAAGAUUGAGCUUAGUGUGAUAGCCAGACAGCUGACUUGGUGGUAUUAUAAGAGAGGCUGGCCAACGAUAGUUGGGUUUACAUGCAAACUUCUCUCAGUAUCGGGAAAACACAGCACAGGAGUUUUUGAUGGUAUGUCAGAAUUGUUUUUGUUUUCUUAUUUUGUGUAUUAUACAUUUGAAUUAUUGUUAAGAGGUAGGCAUUCAGUUAUUAUUGACUGAUUUAAGGGGCCAAAUAGUACAAAACUACAGUCAAGAAAUGUGAAGAUUUCAUUUUUCUGUUUAGUAAAUGUAUAUGCAUUGUCCCAGAUCUCCAGUAGAGGGCAGAAUAUCCUCUGUAAAUGUUUCCACCAAUCUACCUUCUGUGCAUUACAAAUAAAUGAAAAUUAAUUAAAUGAAUGUCAGU
Messenger RNA from Sardina pilchardus (European sardine), 2409 nucleotides. Its product is annotated as retinol dehydrogenase 12-like. The coding region runs from base 187 to 1173 and encodes 328 amino acids. NCBI's taxonomy places the organism in Eukaryota, Metazoa, Chordata, Actinopteri, Clupeiformes, Clupeidae. The transcript has 8 exons. The record is from RefSeq and is a predicted model, not a curated record.